AUGGCUCGCUCAAGCGUAACUGUUCUCGCACUUCUCACCUCCGUAGCAUUAGCUAGCGCCCAAUGUGCCCCGGAGACGUUCACUGCGUUCCUUGUGGACAACCCGGAGGUGACUGUCAACUUCGCACAAGCCGUCCCGCAAAACGGAAGUUUCGGGCAGGGAAGUUCUAAUAUCCCCUUUCCUUUCAAUGCGACGCGCUUACCGGCGCUCUGUGCCGUGGGUAUCAACGUCAAAUCGUCUGCAAACUCGUCAUACAACUUCGGCCUAUUCCUUCCCGAUUCGACAUGGAAUAAUAGGUUCUUAGCAACGGGCAACGGUGGCUUAGGUGGUGGUAUUAAUUGGCCAGAUAUGGGCAUAUUCUCCCACUAUGGAUUUGCCACAAUGUCAACAGAUACAGGACAUUCGUCUGAUCCUGGUGACGGGUCAUGGGCGCUCAAUGCGCCCGAGAGUAUCAUAGAUUGGGGCUAUCGUGCCAUGCAUGGCUCUGUUGUCUUAGCCAAACAUAUCAUAACGAAUUACUACGCGGCAGACGAUGGCAUUAGCUACUCCUACUAUGCUAGCUGCUCUACUGGCGGAAGGCAAGGACUGAGAGAGAUUCAGCUUCAUCCAGAGUCGUUCGACGGUAUCUCUGUCGGUGCACCAGCUUGGUGGACUCCUCAUCUUGCAGGCGCAACUCUUUGGCAAGGUCUCUAUAAUUAUCCCGAGUCUGCCCCAACGCACAUUAACCCUUCAUUAUUCAGAACCAUCACUGCUGAAAUGAAGAGGCAAUGUGACCCGCAAGAUGGCCUGGUUGAUAACAUCAUUAGCGACCCUUACGGCUGCACCUUCGACUUUGAGGCACUGCUCUGCACGAGCGCGAACUCAACUGCGUGUCUCACGCCAGCACAGCUAACGACGCUAUACAAGUUCUAUAACGACUGGGUUGAUACCAACCAGGAAUUCGUAUUUCCUGGUGUAAGCCUCGGAACAGAUCCAGGCUUUCUUCUGAGUCAGGUAUCAACAUACGGCUCGGACCUUUUCACCUAUUUCGUGUUCAACGACACAGAAUAUGACUUCACGAAGUUCACCUACAAGGAUCUUCAGGUAGCAGACGCCAUUAACCCCGGAAAUGCGACGGCGGGAGACUUUGAUCUGUCGCCGUUCAUGAAGCGCGGUGGCAAGAUCCUGAAGUAUCAUGGGGCAGCGGAUAGUCUCAUCCCGACUGGCAGCAGUAUCUAUUUCUAUAAGAAAGUCUUGCAAACCCUAAGGCCCAAGGGUAUCAACCUCGACGACUUCUAUCGCUUCUUCCUCAUUCCUGACAUGGGUCAUUGUUCGGGAUCGAUGACCGGACCGUGGUACCUUGCCGCUGGCAGCCAGUCUCUGACAGGAGCCACGCACUCUGUCCCCGGGUAUGAAGAUGCCGAGCAUGAUAUCAUCUUAGCCAUGAUGAAAUGGGUUGAACAUGAAGAGGCGCCGGAUCAUUUGAUUGCGACGAAGUUCGUCAAGGAUAAUGCGGCGUUGGGUGUGCAGAGUCAACGGCCCCUGUGCGUUUACCCAAAGCAGGCGAAGUACAUAUCAGGUGACCCCAACGUCCCCGAAAGCUGGGAGUGCAAAUCCCUGUAUUAG
Xylaria bambusicola is the source of this 1605-nucleotide messenger RNA. Its product is annotated as feruloyl esterase B precursor. The transcript has 5 exons. The record is from RefSeq and is a predicted model, not a curated record. NCBI's taxonomy places the organism in Eukaryota, Fungi, Ascomycota, Sordariomycetes, Xylariales, Xylariaceae. The coding region runs from base 1 to 1605 and encodes 534 amino acids.